GGCCGAAGCGGCAGCCCAAGCCGUCCUCGGACGAGGGUUACUGGGACUGUAGCGUCUGCACCUUCCGGAACAGCGCCGAGGCCUUCAAGUGCAUGAUGUGCGAUGUGCGGAAGGGCACCUCCACCCGGAAACCUCGACCUGUCUCCCAGUUGGUUGCACAGCAGGUUACUCAGCAGUUUGUGCCCCCUACACAGUCAAAGAAAGAGAAAAAAGAUAAAGUAGAAAAAGAAAAAAGUGAAAAGGAAACAACUAGCAAAAAGAACAGUCAUAAGAAAACCAGGCCAAGAUUGAAAAAUGUGGAUCGGAGUAGUGCUCAGCAUCUGGAAGUUACCGUUGGAGAUCUGACCGUCAUUAUUACAGACUUUAAGGAGAAAACGAAGUCACCGCCUGCAUCUAGUGCUGCUGCUGCAGAUCAGCACAAUCAGAGUGGCUCUAGCCCUGAUAACACAGAGAGGGGAAUGUCCAGGUCAUCUUCACCCAGAGGAGAAGCCUCAUCAUUGAAUGGAGAAUCUCAUUAAAGUUUAUUUUCUCCAAUUUCUUAGUCACUUCUGUCAUACCAUGCAGAUACACAGAUUAUGCCAAGAAGUACCACAUUUUCAUGACAAACAUAUUCAUGCACAAUUCAUAAAUUUGCUUUUUACAUAAAAUAGAGAUUUGUUAGAAUUUGUUAGAUUUUAUUGCAGUUGAUGCCUACUAGACAUUUCCAGACUUCCUCAUUUUGGUCCCCACAGUUAAAGGUGCCAUGAAAAUGUGGUUGAAUUAUUCAUUAUGCAGUGUUAUUGGUAAGUCUGUUUCACUUUUAGUUUAGUGAAUUCUAACACAUAAUUCUUGAAUUCUCUACUAUUGGCAUGUAACGAAUUUAAAUUUUUAUAACAUAGUGCAAGCUGCCUAAAUAUGUAUUAUUUGAGAAUUGUGAAACAAAUAGUUAUAUGUAUACAAGUCAAAGAUCAACUUAAUCAACUAUUGCUGCAACAGGAUUUUCUUAAUGGUUAUCCUCUUAAUACACCUGCUGGUACUUGGUGUGGUUAAAUAGGAAAAUUGUUAUUAAAUAAAGAAUUUGUAUGAACCGUUGCCAAUAUUUUUGACACAUUUUACUAAAUUAUUAUUCCUGAAUUAUGUUUCUGGUUUAAUCUGUUUUUGUUUUGUUUUGUUUUGUUUUGCUUAUCUUUCAAAACAUUCACUUAUUGUAAUGUUUACUUUCAGAUUAGUAAACAAUAAAACAUUGAUUAUUUAGCUUUAUAAUUCAGGUUUAGUGCUAUUGUCAUUGAACACUGGUAUUUUCUGUAUUAUAUAAGAUAUUAAUAAAAUUCAAAUAAUUAUAAGCAUUUGGCAAAAGCAGAAAAGAAACCUGCCAUAUUUUAAAAGCUGCAAUUUUGGGAAAAGCUUUAACUUAAUAGUUCUAUCACUGUUUCCUCGCCCCAAACUUUAUCCAGGGUUAUAGAAGUAUGAAUCUAAUUAAUACAGAAAUGGCAACUGUUGCACAGAACUGGGAAAAAAACUAGUCUUAAGUCAGUUUAAUUGGCAUCUUAUUAAAUGUAACAAUUCUUAUGAAAAUCAUAGUGCCCUAUUUUCAGACACAACUGCCAGUUUAUGCAUUUAUCAAUAUCCCAGAAUAAAGAACUAUUUACAGCCCCACUUACUAUUAUGUAAAGUUAUGAAUAAAAUAUUUUUAUGACUACA
Miniopterus natalensis is the source of this 1680-nucleotide messenger RNA. The record is from RefSeq and is a predicted model, not a curated record. NCBI's taxonomy places the organism in Eukaryota, Metazoa, Chordata, Mammalia, Chiroptera, Miniopteridae.